GGAAGACUCACUUCUCACCUUCGACAACUUUUGGUUUGAAGUUGACAGUUCACAGUGAGACGUCAUGGGGGUCGCAGCUCUUUGCAUCAGACUGUUAAUAUCUGUGAUCGUCCUACAACGUGCACACGGUCAGGAAGGCAACGCAGUUUUGCAGGUUGUCCCAAACAAACUGCAGUUCUUUGAAUAUGACACUGUAAGUCUUCUUUGCAAAGGCCUCGAUAGCUCAUCCGAAUGGAAAGUUGUACAUAACUCCAGGGGAAAAUCCCUUCAAUGUUCUAAUACCAGGACACCAACAACACUGACAUGCACCUUCAAAGGUAUUUAUAAAGAGGAAAGUGGAGAAUACUGGUGUGAAGCUGGAACGAAGAAGAGAAGUAACAGCGUCGUCAUCACUGUUAAUGCUGGUUCCGUCAUCCUGGAGAGUCCUGCUCUACCUGUAUCAGAGGGAAAGGAAGUGACUUUGCGUUGCAGAAACAAGACGACCUCCAGCUCUAUCUUUGACACUUAUUUCUAUAAAGAUGGAGUCCUCAUGAACAACAGUACCACAGGAAACCUGAUUAUCCCCAAUGUAUUCAAGUCAGAUGAAGGACGGUACAAGUGUAGCAUCUCUGGAGCUGGAGAGUCUGCAGAGAACUGGCUGAAUGUUACAGCUUCAGGUUUUAAACUAGGUGGACCCAUUACUCAUUCUUCCUCUGGUAAUGCUGCCCCAUGGAUCGUCAUCACUGUCCUGUUGACAGUUCUGCUGGUAGUGCUGGGAAUACAUCAUUUUGUCAAACAUUAUUGGCCCAGAGUGCUUCUCUACCUGUCGACACUUUCACCUCGAUCAGACUCAGCAGAAGAAACAACAGAGCCCAGUGCUGCAGAUCUGUCAGCAGUAACGUACGCCGCUGUCCGAAAAAACAGGCAGAAGAAAGAUGAAGAUGGACUAUCUGCACACAUGUACUACAUUUUGGACUUGAAAGAUGACAAUCAAGAGGCAGGACCUGGAGUUUCUGCAGCUGUUACCAACCAGCCUUCAGCAGAUGAGUUCUAUUCUCUACUCCAGUAGGUUUCUGAGAGAUGGCUGACAAGAAAAGAAACUCUGACGUUCAGUUUUGCUUCUUUUUUAUGUGUGUGGUUUGAGGAAGUGGCACACUGAUGUUCACUGUUAUUUAACUGAACACCCUACCACAGGCAAAAACGGAUCCAUAAAAAAGCCAAUAUAUUUACUAAAAGUUCUGUAUUUGUCCAACAGAAACCAGCAUAGGUAGAGCAAAAGUGCACUUCAUCAUUUUUAGAGAAUAACUUCCACUGGGUGUUUUUUUUUUUUUUUUCAUUGUUGGUGUGGAUACAGAUCUAAAGUUUAAUAGUUAUGUCAGUUCAGGUCACUCAGAUACUUAACGCUGUCAUUGACUUGAAAAAGUGUGAACAGUGAAACUUUGGUCUGUCUGCACAUCCUGUUCAUACAUCUGAGACCAGUGUUCACAAAAAAAAAAAAAAAAAAAAAAAAAAACAACUUUCCAUAGCCUUUAAAUAGAGUCACUGUGGUAAACUGUUGUCAAUGUUCACAGAGUCUGCACUAGAAACAUCACGUAAACGUUGGAUAUGUCUACAUAAAGUCUGGUGAGAAGUACAGGAAACCAAAUGUGAACGUAAAUAACUCAGUUUUUUUUUCAUGUAAAGUGUUUUUGUGUGCUUUUUUCUGUAGUUGUUGAAUCUAUCUUUAAACCAAAGUCUGAAAAACAUCAGUGUAUAUGUCACAAAUAGAACCAAACUAAUGAACAUGUGACUGGUUAAACAAAAGACUGACCCAUGUCAUGUCUAUGUACA
This is a messenger RNA of Sphaeramia orbicularis (orbiculate cardinalfish), 1809 nucleotides long. RefSeq names its product low affinity immunoglobulin gamma Fc region receptor III-like. Bases 65 to 1048 code for a protein of 327 amino acids. Gene Ontology annotation, molecular function: transmembrane signaling receptor activity. Gene Ontology annotation, cellular component: external side of plasma membrane. Gene Ontology annotation, biological process: immune response; cell surface receptor signaling pathway. NCBI's taxonomy places the organism in Eukaryota, Metazoa, Chordata, Actinopteri, Kurtiformes, Apogonidae. The record is from RefSeq and is a predicted model, not a curated record. The transcript is spliced from 10 exons.